CCUAUAGCGUAAUAACUAUAUGAAGUUUAUACCGGCUGGCAUCAAACUUUUUACAGAUCAGCAGCUACAUUAAGAAUUGUCUAAUUGAAUGUAUCGUUUAUAUGUCAAUAAUUUUUUAACUCUCGGCUGUGUUUUGUAAGGAACUAGGAAGAUGUUUAAAAAAUUCGACGAGAAAGACAGUGUUUCCGGCGUACAACAAUUGAAAUCAUCGGUACAAAAAGGAAUACGGUCAAAGCUCCUAGAACUUUAUCCACAUUUGGAAAGUCACGUGGAUGUUAUAAUACCGAAAAAGGAUUCCUUUCGAAUUGUAAAGUGUCAUGAUCACAUAGAGAUAAUAGUAAACGCCGCCGGAGAUCUUUUAUUUUUUCGCCAACGUGAAGGACCUUGGAUGCCUACUUUAAGAUUAUUACAUAAAUACCCAUUUUUUUUACCAAUGCAACAAGUUGAUAAAGGUGCUAUCCGGUUCGUUCUUAGCGGAGCAAACAUUAUGUGUCCUGGUCUAACGUCGAAAGGUGCAAAGAUGACACCUGUACAAAAGGGAACAGUCGUUGCUGUUAUGGCAGAGGGCAAGCAACAUGCUUUGGCUGUUGGUACUACUACAUUGUCGACGGAAGACAUAGCUAAGGUGAACAAAGGAGUGGGCAUAGAAAAUUGUCAUUACUUAAAUGAUGGACUUUGGCAAAUGAAACCUGUGAAGUAAAAGACUGAUAUACAUCAUCCAAGAUUUAACCGUGUACGAACAUCUUGUUGUACAAAUGCAUUCUCUGGCAUUUUUAAAAACUAUAUGUCACGUUGUGAAGUGAUGGUUCCAAUCACAGUAUCUCAAAAUAAAAGAUUAAUAAUGCAUUUUUAUUGUACAAACUGAAUGAAUGUAUCAAUUUUAUUAUAACUGUUUAAAUGCAUCCAUAUUAUUCAAAUGUA
Messenger RNA from Hylaeus volcanicus, 921 nucleotides. It is a transcript of the gene MCTS1, whose product is annotated as malignant T-cell-amplified sequence 1 homolog. Gene Ontology annotation, molecular function: RNA binding. Bases 152 to 700 code for a protein of 182 amino acids. Gene Ontology annotation, biological process: formation of translation preinitiation complex. The record is from RefSeq and is a predicted model, not a curated record. The transcript has 6 exons. NCBI's taxonomy places the organism in Eukaryota, Metazoa, Arthropoda, Insecta, Hymenoptera, Colletidae.